Molecule: messenger RNA, 1590 nt
Organism: Oikopleura dioica
Lineage: Eukaryota; Metazoa; Chordata; Appendicularia; Copelata; Oikopleuridae
Source: the annotation of a GenBank genome assembly
AUGAGACUCUCAGCGGCGUUACCUUGGAUUGCUGCAUCAGAGGGAUCUUCAUCAGACCAAGAAUAUGAUGUACCUCAACACGGCGGAGACAAUCAUCAUGGCCAAGGACCGUACAAGUCGGCGGAGUAUUUGACUACAACUGACGCUUUGCAGCUUGAUGCGCUAUUUUGCAAAGACCCGUGGGUCUCGCACCAUCCUAUGCCUCCAAUGUCUCAGUGUCUUGGCCCUGAUGUACUUGGCUACAUGCGCCCGAUUUUGCAGAGUAAAAUUUGUGACAAUGUUCAAGAUUGCUACGACGGAUCUGAUGAGGAUGGAAGUCUCGCGAUCUGCACUAACCAAUUAGAAGCUGAAAAAACCGAUCUUGGGUGCUGCAAAACCCUUCACAUGAACUGGAAGGACCAUGUCUGUACCGCAAAUGGAACAGAAAAUGGUAGGGAUGUUUACUGGUGCGAUGGGCCCACUGCAGAACGAUUGGCAUUUGGUGAUCGUGGAUGGACUGCUUAUUCGAGUAGCGGAUCGAAGCUGGCAUGGAGCUACACAGGUGACAGUCAAUUGCCUUGUGUUGGUGAUAAUGGAGAAUUCGAUCGAGUUUUUAAUUGGGGAGCUACUCCCUUAGAACUUUCUUGCCCACAUGGAGGUUCUAUUGUGAAACUUCAGCCAUGCGCCAGUCACGAUUGCGCGGACGAUGAGCUUUGCGUGAACAAUGAAGAUGAAACUACAUUUUCUUGCAUUCCUCGGCCCACAACAACACCAGCAAUAACUACAACGAUCUCAUCAGAAGGAACUGUAUGGUUUGUCGGAUAUAACGACACAGUCAACUACGAUCAAGCAGUUGAAAAUUGCUCAGCGCUUGCUCAAGAAUUUGCAGAUACUGUCGGCUACCCACCAUUCUUUAGAAAUGAAAGAGAAUAUGAUAUUUAUCGUCGGCAAGUAGAAGUUCGAAAAGAAUGGCUAGGCUACGAGCAGCAAAAUGGUGACACAACCCAGUGGCUUAAUGCCGACGGGUCAAAUACAAGUUUUACGGAUUGGGACGACGAUUGGGAUCCAAAUCAACCUAACUAUGACCACCAGCCUUGUGUAAUAACUGGCUACGAGAAUCAACUUGAGUGGCAUGACGUUACCACAACAACAACCACCACGACUACGACAACAACAACGACUACAACUACAACAACCACGACAACAUCAACAGUCACCUCGGAAGGUGCAGUUUGGUUUGUCGAACAAACCGAUGGGCCAGUUUCAUAUGCGACGGCCAAAGCGAAUUGCGCGGCAAAAGCUCUAGAAUUCGAAAACACUGUUGGAUAUCCAUCAUUUUUCAGAAAUCCACGAGAAUGGGAGAUUUACAGUAAUUAUGUGACGGAACGACUGGAAUGGCUCGGCUACGAGCAGCAAGAAAAUCAUACGAUGUGGCUCAAUGCCGAUGGCUCAGAAGUGACAUUUACUUUUGGGAUUCGCCUUGGCAGCCAAACAGAGAUGAUCAACCUUGCGUUAUUACCGGCUGGUCUGGAAUCAGAAAAUGGCAUGAUAUUCACUGCACCUAUGGAAACACCAAUUAUUCCUGCCGAUUUAAGUCUUCUACGCUGGUAA